This is a messenger RNA of Stylophora pistillata, 885 nucleotides long. RefSeq names its product retinitis pigmentosa 9 protein homolog. Lineage: Eukaryota; Metazoa; Cnidaria; Anthozoa; Scleractinia; Pocilloporidae. Gene Ontology annotation, biological process: RNA splicing. The record is from RefSeq and is a predicted model, not a curated record.
AUGGCGGACAGGUCGGUAGAUAGGAAAAUAGAUAGAAAAAGAGAAAAAGGCGAAAGGAAAGAGGAGAGAAAGAAGAGGAAACGCAGUGAAAAUGAAGAAAUAGAACUUGCCAAACACUAUGAAACAUUCUAUGAACAGCCACCCCCUGGGAUCAUAAAGGAGAAAGAGGACCUUCCAGAGGAAUGUAUACCUGAUUUACCUGAAAACCAGGGUGCACGAGAUUUUCUUUCUCAUGCCCCCACUAAAGGCUUGUGGAUGCCACUUGGAAAGGAGGUCAAAGUUAUGAAAUGUUGGCGAUGUAAAGCCUAUGGUCACAGGACAGGUGACAGGGAGUGUCCCAUGUUUAUCAGUGGCAACAAAAACAGUGAAAAGUUUCGAAUGGCACAUGAAGACCCAAUGCAUGAGUUUAUUCAAGAUAAAAAGAGAGCAGAAAAAGAAAGCAGAAUACAACAGCUCAAGGCCUUACUUGAGGAGUCAACAACAAGUGAAAGUGAUUUAGAAAAAAGCAGCGAAGACUCAAGUGAUGAAGACAGAAAAAAAAGACAUAGAAAAUCCAAGGUGAAACGUAAACGGAAAGAGAAGAGUAAACAUGGACAUAAACAUCGGAAGUUAUCGAAACAUAACGACGGUGAUAGAAGGGAAGAUGAUUCAAGGGAAAAGAAGGAGAAGAGAUGAGAUUUUUUUAGGGUAGGGGACAUAGCAUGACAUGCGUUAUCAAGUUAUUAUCAUUUGUGAAAAGGCACGUGAGUAUAUUUGUUGUAGCCUACUGUACCACUCCCGUUCAUGUUCAGUGUGUUAUACCCGAGACAGGAACGGUGGUCCGUGUGUGAUCAUGUCAAGAAGAGGCUUUUGGAAAACACAUUAAAUGUGAUCCCUUCACCUUGA